This is a messenger RNA of Erinaceus europaeus (western European hedgehog), 3112 nucleotides long. It is a transcript of the gene SPATS2, whose product is annotated as spermatogenesis associated serine rich 2. Bases 764 to 2398 code for a protein of 544 amino acids. The record is from RefSeq and is a predicted model, not a curated record. NCBI's taxonomy places the organism in Eukaryota, Metazoa, Chordata, Mammalia, Eulipotyphla, Erinaceidae. Gene Ontology annotation, molecular function: protein binding. The transcript is spliced from 14 exons. Gene Ontology annotation, cellular component: cytoplasm.
GCCUCGAGCUCGACGCGCCGGGUUCGCGCGCACGCGGGCACGCGCCCCGCGCGCCGGCUGGCUGGCUGGCUGGCUGGCGCGCACGCGCACGCGCGGGGUCCGGGCGGGGCGAGCAGCUCGAGCCCCGGCGAGGUCGGUGUGGAUCGGCUGUGGCUCCGGCCCCGCAGCCGCUGCUGCGAUUCUCAGCCCGCCGCCCGGCCGGCCAGAGACGCGGCGAAAGGGGCGGUGGGGGCGGGGCGGCGUCGGCUCCCGGCGAGCUGGGGGAGGAGCGAGGCGGCGGCGGCCGGAGCGAAGGCGGCGGCGGCGGCGGCGGCGGCGGGGAAGGGAGGGGAGGGGAAGGGAGGGCUGUUCUUUUCCUCUUCUUACAUCCCGGAGCGUCCCGGACGCAGAGCCGGAACUGGGGGACGCGGCGGCGGCGGCGGCGGGGGCCCGGGCUAGGUCACUGGACGCGCUGUCAGUGGUGGAUGAAGCCGCAGAGAGGACAGGUCUCCACGCGCGGCUCCCGGUUCCGGCUUUGCGUGAGACUCUCCUAUGAAAAAAGGACAUGAAAAUCUGCAAUGAUAUUUCCUGACAAUCAGCUGAUACAAGAGAAGAAGAGAUUAACAGCCAGUGAGCAGAACUUCAGAUAACCAGGAUUUUGUGUUUACCACCUCCAACUACAGACUCCUGUUGUCUGCUUUAAAUCAGAGAUAACUAUAAUCAGAACCCAGAUAAGACAAAGAGAUAUUUUUCUUCUUUAUCUUUUGAGAUCGAAGACACUACAAUGUCCCGGAAACAAAACCAGAAGGAUUCAUCAGGAUUCAUUUUUGAUUUACAGUCUAAUACUGUAUUGGCCCAGGGAGGAACUUUCGAGAACAUGAAAGAGAAGAUAAAUGCUGUCCGUGCAAUAGUUCCCAAUAAGAGCAACAAUGAAAUCAUCCUGGUUUUGCAGCACUUUGAUAAUUGUGUGGACAAAACUGUACAAGCAUUCAUGGAAGGUAGUGCCAAUGAAGUGCUGAAAGAAUGGACAGUAACAGGCAAGAAAAAGAACAAAAAGAAGAAAAACAAACCAAAACCUGCUGCAGAAGCAACUAACAGCAUCCCAGACUCCAGUAAACCGGUUUCCAUUCAAGAGCAACAGUCUGCACCUUCCUCCGAGAAAGGCGGUAUUAACGGGUACCACGUCAACGGUGCCAUCAAUGACACCGAGUCUGUGGACUCGUUCAGUGAAGGUGUGGAGACCCUUUCAAUAGAUGCUAGAGAACUGGAGGAUCCUGAGUCUGCUGCACCAGAUGUGGUAGUUCGAACAGGAUCCACACUGGAGAAUGGUGUCUCUGACUUUGAGUCCAAGCCUUUGUCUAUGCACUCUACUCAGAAUUCACAAGGCAGGAGUGCUGCCAAGUCUCUCUCCAGGCCCACCACGGGGCCUCCGCCUUCCAGUCUGGGCAUAGAAGAUGUGCCACUCUUCACCAGCAACAAAAAGCUAGGUUCCAAUAUUGAAAAAUCUGUAAAAGACCUCCAACGCUGUACAGUCUCUCUUGCACGGUAUCGAGUUGUAGUUAAAGAAGAGAUGGAUGCUUCCAUUAAGAAAAUGAAGCAAGCUUUUGCUGAAUUGCAGAGCUGUUUAAUGGACCGAGAAGUGGCACUGCUCGCUGAAAUGGACAAAGUGAAAGCUGAAGCAAUGGAAAUUUUGCUCAGCCGACAAAAGAAAGCUGAAUUUCUAAAGAAGAUGACUGAUGUGGCUGUUCGAAUGUCAGAGGAGCAGUUGGUUGAGCUCAGAGCCGAUAUCAAGCACUUUGUUAGUGAACGGAAAUACGAUGAGGAUCUGGGACGAGUAGCCAAGUUCACCUGUGAUGUAGAGACACUCAAGAAGAACAUUGACUCAUUUGGACAAGUGUCCCAUCCAAAGAACAGCUAUUCAAGCAGAUCCCGGUGUAGCUCAGUUACAUCUGUGCCCUUGAGUAGCCAAUGUGUUGCCUCUGCUGCUUGUUCUCCCACCUGUGCCUCUGCUUCCAGCCUUACCAGUACUAACAAGAAAAACUCAGCACCAGGAGAGACACCUGCAGCUGUAGCAAACUCCAGUGGCCGACCGUACCAGCCUCGAGAGGUACCACCAGGAAACCGGCGAGGAGGACAAGGCUACAGGUCCCAAGGCCAAAAGUCCAGUGACCCCACAAAUCAAGGGCGACAUGACAAUGGUAGUCAUUACAGAAAUAGUUCAUGGUAUUCAUCUAGUUCCAAGUAUCAAAAUACUCCACCCCAAGCACUGGGAAACACCAGUGAACUGGGCCAGGCUCACUCUGCAGGGACCAGUGGAACUGGAGCCAUCAAGGAAACUAACCCACCCAAGCCUGCAUUCAAAAAGGGACUCCCCCAGCGCAAGCCCAGGACCUCUCAGCCUGAAUCUGUGCACUCUUGAGGGAAAUUCCAGCCACCCUCUCUCCUUUAUCACACACAUUUCAACUUGAUAACUGGACUUUAGGAAACUUAUAGUUAGAUUCAUUAACAAAAAGGAGUUUACACAUACCACAUUUUAUGUCACUCUAUAAACAGUUUUGGUUUAUUCUCUCAUUUCUUCUGUAUCACUUUUGGAGGGGAAGCUUUUUCACCCCUGUAUGUCUCCCAGUGAUUUGGAUGAGCUCUGAUCAUUCCACCAGGAAUCAGGCAGCUGUGGCUAGGUUUCCCAAGGGUAAAUGAUGUUCUUCUCAGUGCGCCCGGCCUUUCAGUUGCCCAGAGAGGACUUCCUCAGCAUCCCACGCUGUGCAGACUCAGAAGGACUUGGAUCAGAGCUCAUCCUGCUGCCUUUCCAGUCCGAGCAGAAGCCACACACGCUUGGGGACCCUCUAGCCAACAAUGUAAUAGGAGCAGCGAGAGGAGGGGUUGAAUUACCGAGAGAAGGGAAGAUGAGUUGGUAAAAAGGAAGGAACACUAGGAAACAUUUGGUAAUCUGCCUUUGUUCUCAGAAUGUGCCUAAGAUUGACACUCGGACCCAGGUUUCAGUCUCCUGUUCAGCACUGCAGCUUAACCGCAGCUCCUUCCGAAUGCCCAAAGCCUCGUUUCUAUCACCUUAGACUGCAGACUAGUCUAGGGAGGUCUGUAGGAGAGUAGCAUUUGAUUAAAGUUUUAAAAAGUG